Diospyros lotus (date-plum) is the source of this 1467-nucleotide messenger RNA. Its product is annotated as glucan endo-1,3-beta-glucosidase 8-like. The transcript has 2 exons. The record is from RefSeq and is a predicted model, not a curated record. Gene Ontology annotation, biological process: carbohydrate metabolic process. Gene Ontology annotation, cellular component: plasma membrane. NCBI's taxonomy places the organism in Eukaryota, Viridiplantae, Streptophyta, Magnoliopsida, Ericales, Ebenaceae. Gene Ontology annotation, molecular function: hydrolase activity, hydrolyzing O-glycosyl compounds. The coding region runs from base 1 to 1458 and encodes 485 amino acids.
AUGGCCCGUGCGUCGGCGAUCCUAUUAUGGGUCUGCUCGACGGUGUUCUUGCUGGCGGCGGCGACCAACGUAGUAGAGGCUCUCGGCGUGAAUUGGGGUUCGCAAUGCACGCACCCGCUUCCCCCAGAUAUCGUCGUCCAGAUGCUCAAAGACAACGGAGUCCACAAAGUGAAGCUCUUCGAUGCCGAUCCGUGGAUCGUUCGAGCGUUCGCUGGCACCGGCAUCGAGGUCGUGGUCGGGAUCCCCAAUGAAGCCCUCGACAAAAUAAGCAAGGACUAUGACAAGGCGGUGGAUUGGGUGAAGAGGAACAUCACCAAGCACAUGUACGAUGGAGGUGUCAAUAUAAAGAUGGUGGCUGUCGGGAACGAGCCAUUCUUGACCAGCUAUAAUGGCUCAUACGUGAAGACUACUCUCCCGGCAAUGAAGAACGUGCAGAGAGCCCUCAAAGAGGCCGGCCACAGCCAAAUCAAGGUCACCACGCCCAUGAAUGCCGACGUCUACCACUCUUCCUCCGGCCUCCCCUCCAACGGCGACUUUCGCGCCGAUGUAAAGUCUGAGAUGGUCGACAUCGUCAAAUGGCUCGACGACCAAAACUCCUUCUUCCUCGUCAACAUCUACCCCUUCCUCAGCCUUUACCAAAACAAACACUUCCCGAUCGAGUACGCCUUCUUUGACGGCCGCUCCAAGCCCAUCGUAGACAAGGGCAACGCCUACGAAAACAUGUUUGAUGCCAACCUUGACACUCUUGCUUGGUCCAUGGCCAAAGCCGGAGCGCCUAACUUGGGGAUCAUGGUUGGUGAAGCCGGCUGGCCCACUGACGGCGACAUCAACGCCAAUGUCUCAAUGGCUGAGAGGUUCUACCAAGGUUUCCUCAAGAAAAUGGCCGCCAACAAGGGGACGCCGCUCCGACCGGGGCACUUGGAGGUCUACCUUUUCGCCCUAAUGGACGAGGACCAGAAGAGCGUUGCUCCGGGAGGCUUCGAGCGCCACUGGGGCAUUUUUCGGUACGACGGGCAGCCCAAGUUCCCGAUCGACUUCACCGGGCAAGGCCGGGAAAAGAUGCCCAUCGGCGCUAAGAACGUCCAAUACCAGGAGAAGAAAUGGUGCGUCUUCAAUAGGGACGUGAAGAUUAUGAACUUCACGGGGAGGAACGUGGAAUAUGCUUGCGCCUACUCCGAUUGCACCGCUCUGGUUUAUGGAUCUUCUUGCAACAAAUUGGAUUUGAUCGGGAACAUUUCCUAUGCUUUCAAUAUGUAUUUUCAAAUGAACGAUCAAGACGUGGAAGCCUGCGUUUUUGAAGGGUUGGCCACCAUCACCACUGUGAAUGCCUCCACUGGUUCUUGCCUGUUUCCAAUUCAGAUUCAGAGCGGUGGAAUUAGACUCCAUGCUCAUUUAUCUGUAGCAAGCGCCAGUUUUUUUGGGUUGAUUGUCUUGUUCUUCCUCCUGGCUUUGGUUUAACUAUCUGGU